AUGGGGGUGGAUUAUUACAAGAUUUUGCAGGUGGAUAAAAGUGCGAAAGAUGACGACUUGAAGAAGGCUUAUAGAAAGCUCGCCAUGAAAUGGCACCCCGACAAGAAUCCCAAUAAUAAGAAAGAAGCGGAAGCCAAAUUCAAGCAGAUUUCUGAAGCCUAUGAUGUGCUAAGUGAUCCUCAGAAGAGAGCAGUGUAUGAUCAGUACGGUGAAGAGGGGCUGAAGGGGCAGGUGCCACCGCCAGACGCUGGUGGGCCUGGAGGACCCACCUGCUUCUCUACGGGGGGUGGACCUACAUCUUUCCGGUUCAAUACCAGAAAUGCUGAUGAUAUAUUUAAUGAGUUUUUUGGAAUUUCAAGCCCCUUUGGAGGAAUGGGAGGUGGUGGUAGUGGAAUGAGGAGUGCUAGGUUUGGAGGCAUGUUUGAUGAUGAUAUGUUUGCGACUUUUGGCGAAGGUGGUGGCGGUGGUGGAUAUCAAUCAGCGCCAAGAAAAGGAGCUCCUAUCGAGCAGAGGUUGCCUUGUACACUUGAAGAUCUCUAUAAGGGAACCACCAAGAAGAUGAAAAUUUCAAGGGAAAUUCUUGAUGCAAGUGGGAAAACAGUGCCUGUGGAGGAAAUCUUGACGAUUAAUAUCAAGCCUGGCUGGAAGAAAGGUACGAAGAUCACCUUCCAGGAGAAAGGGAAUGAGCAUCCAAAUCAAAUAGCUUCAGAUCUUGUGUUCAUUGUUGAUGAGAAACCCCAUAGAAUUUUCACUCGUGAUGGGAACGACUUGGUUGUUACAGAAAAAAUAUCUCUGGUUGAAGCAUUAACUGGUUGCACAGUGCACGUUACUACGCUAGAUGGCAGGAAUCUAACAAUUCCCAUCAACAACGUGAUCCAUCCAACUUACGAGGAGGUUGUCCCAAGAGAAGGCAUGCCGAUUUCGAAAGAUCCAACUAAGAAAGGGAAUUUGAGAAUUAAAUUCGAUAUAAAAUUUCCUGCAAGGUUGACAUCGAGUCAGAAAGCUGGUAUAAAGGAGCUCUUGGGUUCUUGA
Messenger RNA from Fraxinus pennsylvanica, 1032 nucleotides. Lineage: Eukaryota; Viridiplantae; Streptophyta; Magnoliopsida; Lamiales; Oleaceae. The record is from the annotation of a GenBank genome assembly.